Molecule: messenger RNA, 1569 nt
Organism: Punctularia strigosozonata HHB-11173 SS5
Lineage: Eukaryota; Fungi; Basidiomycota; Agaricomycetes; Corticiales; Punctulariaceae
Product: Ftr1 protein
Exons: 7
Coding region: 1-1119 (372 amino acids)
Biological process (GO): iron ion transmembrane transport
Cellular component (GO): plasma membrane; high-affinity iron permease complex
Molecular function (GO): ferrous iron transmembrane transporter activity
Source: RefSeq, a predicted model, not a curated record
AUGGCGCGCAACCUCUUCUCCGUCCCCAUCUUCUUCAUCGUCUUCCGAGAGACACUCGAGGCGGCCAUCAUCGUCGCCGUCCUCCUCGGUCUCGUCGAGCAGAUCGUGCACGACGACUCCGGCUCCUUGGCCGGCUCCACGCCCCGAAGCUCAAUGGAGGACAGCGUCGACGAACUUGACCAAGCUCACCUCGCUGAAGCCGACGCGCACAUCAACCGCAGGAGACUGAUCCGCAAACUCCGUAUCCAGAUUUUCUCGGGUGCAGCGCUGGGUUUGCUCCUUGCCCUUGCGAUCGGUGCAGCCUUCAUCGCCGUCUGGUUCACUCAGGCCUCCAACCUGUGGCAGAAGAGCGAAGAACUUUGGGAAGGUAUCUUCUCCCUGAUAGCGUCGUUGAUGAUCUUCGUGAUGGGCAUCACCAUGCUCAAGAUGGACCGUGCCAAGGCGAAGUGGCGCGUCAAGCUUCAGCGCGCGUUUGAGAAAAACACUCAUGUCACUGGCGAUGCUAAAGCUGGAAAAUGGGUCCUCUUCAUCCUUCCCUUCAUCACCGUGCUCCGUGAGGGCAUGGAGGCCGUCGUAUUCGUCGGCGGUGUCUCGCUCGGCCAGUCCGCGACCUCUAUCCCAAUCGCCGCCAUCGUUGGCCUCAUCUGCGGUCUCGUCUGCGGCGUGCUCAUCUACUUCUUCGCGUCCCGCUCCGCCCUCCGGGUCUUCCUCGUCGUCAUGACCAACUUCAUCCUCCUCAUCGGCGCCGGUCUGUUCUCUAAGGCCGUCUGGGAUUUCGAGGAAAACGCAUUCAACAACCUUCUCGGCCAGGACGUUGACGACGCGGGAGGAGACGGUCCCGGCUCGUUCGACGUGCGCAACUCCGUCUGGCAUCUUGACUGCUGCAACCCCGAGAACAACCUCGAUGGCGAAGGCUGGCUCAUCUUCGGCGCCAUCUUCGGCUGGACCAACUCCGCCACCGUCGGCAGCGUGCUGUCGUACAUAUUCUAUUGGCUCGCGGCAAUCGCCGUGCUGAUCUUCAUGAAGUUCAGAGAGGGUCGCACGAAGGUGCUCGGUUAUGAGAGCGCCGCAGGCAAGAGGAGGCGGGUGGAUGCGGACACGCCUGCCUUGCCGCACUAAAAAUGAUGCGAAACGUUCGCGGUCAUGAUUCAUAGGAUAUUGCUCUGUUUCUCGUACGACUUGGUGGAUACGACGGGUUUUCUUCAUAUGCACGACGAUGUAUGACGAUUCUGCGAGGAUUUGAUGGAUACUUCAAGGUCUCUCUGUGAUUCCUGCUCCUUCUCGGACCUCCCCCGCCGUUUGCUCGUCGGAUACUCCAACGAGUCCAAACGGAAAGGCACCGGCGCUCCGUGUGAUACAUUCAGCCUCGGAACCUCCGCAGAAGUCGCCCAGUUUUUCUUGCCGAAAACGAAGUUUCAAAGGCUUGACGUGUUCGUCGGGAGAGUCCUGGAGAACCUCUGUCGCCGGUGAGAAAAGGGACUCGGACAUGCGUGGUCAGGUAUCUAGAAGUGGCGCGUAAGUAUAAACAUCUGUUCGCCUGACGCUACGGAAUGCUAUACUUGCUUUCGG